AUGAACAAGCCUCCACGAGAAGAUGACCGUAACAACACUGCCACUACUCUCGACUCCAGAUUCAGCCAAACCCUACGAAAUGUUCAAGGGUUACUCAAAGGUCGUAGCAUGCCCGGUAAAGUAUUGCUGAGCAGAAGGUCAGAGCCAUCCGAUAACUCUAACUCGAAGGUAUCCUCAACGUUUUACAAAAGGAGUUUCUCGCAAAAUGAUGCUGGCACGAGCGAUCACCCAUCUGGUGCAGUAGAGGAGGAAGUUCAGAGUACAAGUAAACCAGUCAGUGUUGCUAAUGUUAGUAAGUUAAAAAUAUCAACCUCCCAUGGGGAAAGAGAUAACUUAUCUGAAGAUAUCCGCAAAUAUACGAUGGGCACUAGAGCGACGGAUUCAGCUAGAGUUACAAAGUUUACUAAAGUGCUUUCUGGAACAGUGGUUAUAUUAGACAAAUUGCGGGAAUUAGCUUGGAGUGGUGUUCCAGAUUAUAUGCGUCCUAAAGUAUGGAGACUCCUCUUGGGAUAUGAACCACCUAAUUCAGAUAGAAAGGAGGGAGUUCUGAGAAGGAAGCGUGGAGAGUAUCUUGACUGCAUUUCUCAGUAUUAUGAUAUUCCUGCUUCAGAACGUUCAGAUGACGAGGUCACCAUGCUUCGCCAGAUUGCCGUUGAUUGUCCAAGAACUGUACCCGAUGUUCCUUUCUUCCAGCAACCGCAAGUUCAGAAAUCAUUGGAACGAAUUCUUUAUGCAUGGGCCAUUCGACAUCCUGCAAGUGGAUAUGUUCAGGGGAUAAAUGAUCUCGUUACACCAUUUUUGGUUGUUUUUAUAUCAGAAUACUUAGAAGGGGGUAUAGAUGAUUGGUCCAUGUCUGAUUUAUCUUCCGACAAAAUCUCUAAUAUAGAGGCUGACUGCUACGGGUGUUUGUCAAAGUUGCUUGAUGGUAUGCAAGACCAUUACACAUUUGCUCAACCUGGAAUUCAAAGGCUUGUUUUUAAAUUGAAGGAAUUGGUCAGGAGGAUCAAUGAGCCUGUUUCACAACAUAUAGAGGAUCAGGGACUUGAAUUUCUUCAAUUUGCUUUCCGCUGGUUCAACUGUCUUCUAAUCCGCGAGAUACCAUUCGAUCUCAUCACGCGCCUUUGGGACACAUAUCUAGCUGAAGGAGAUGCCUUACCAGACUUCCUCGUGUAUAUAUUUGCCAGCUUCCUUCUAACGUGGUCAGACAAGCUACCGAGCUUGGAAUUCCAGGAGUUGGUAAUGUUCCUUCAACACCUUCCAACUCAGAAUUGGACUCACCAGGACCUUGAUAUGGUACUUUCUCGGGCAUUUAUGUGGCACAGCAUGUUCAACAACUCUCCAAGUCAUUUCUCUAGCUGA
This is a messenger RNA of Lathyrus sativus (Indian pea), 1359 nucleotides long. Lineage: Eukaryota; Viridiplantae; Streptophyta; Magnoliopsida; Fabales; Fabaceae. The record is from the annotation of a GenBank genome assembly.